AUGGAAAAUGAUGAUCAGCAGCCUUCAACGGUGAGUCAAAAAUCGAUAGUUCCAACGUGGGCGCGAACCACUGACCUUUUGAUUCGUAGGCAAAAACACUGUCAUUGCGCCACCAUGCGUUUUGUGAAAGCUGCGUUAAAGGGUUGGUGCUCCGCCAGGGAAUUUUGCUUGGUUUAGAUAGGAAUAAGGUGCUCCUGGAAAGUUUCAGUUUUAGAAAAAAUUCUAGUAUCAAUUCAGCCCAUGUUUUUCCUCAAAACCACAAGCGAGUUAAAACCUACGAAAUAAAGCAUGUAAAUGCGCUCUAGCGCACAACUUGUUUUUGAAUUUUCGUGUGUGUGUUUGCACACAACUUUGAAAACAACACUGUGACGCAUUUUUGCAGACGAUUUUUUCACCAGGAAAGCACCAACCCUUUAAUUUAUAUUUUUGUGAUUCAUUUUUUUUCGCGCGCACGCGUCACGAAGCCUCAAAAGAAUCCUAAUUUUUUCUCACUAAUUCCAAUUUUCAUAAAAAAAGAUAUAUCUGAAAACUAAGAUUUUUAUUUUUAUCUGAAAAUAAAGCGAAAAUAUAGAAAUGUCGGAUUUUAAGGUAACUCCCAGAAAUUUAUUUUAGCUGAAAAAUCUGAAAUUUUUGCAGAGUUGGGCAAUGCAAUUGGGAAAUUUGCCGGCUCAUCCGAAAAAUGGUUUGAUGAAAACGUACGACAAUCCGCAACGCACGUUUACACGACCUUAUUCUGCGAAAACUGUAUUUUUUUAUAAAGAGGGUGACGUUUAUUUUACGGUAAGUGUGGGGGACUAGAAAUGGGGGAAGGUUGGAUUUCUAGGCCAAGUGGGAAGUUUUUCAAAAUUUAGAAAAUUCGGUCAUGACCUAGAAUUAAGGUUUCUAGGCCACCAAUUUUUGUUUCAAUUUUCAAAUUUUUGCAGGGUGUCCGAAUUCCAGUCUCCAAACAUCGCUACAAAACAUUCGAAAGUCUUGUCGAAGAACUGAAUCAUCAAAUCUACAUGCCUUUUGGGGUGAGUUCGGCUAACUCUAGUUCUAGUCUGAUACGUUUCAGCUGCUGCCCAAAAAAUUAGCAAAUCGGAGCAUAAUUCAAUAAUUCUCAUUCUGCUUUGAGAGAGAAAAUAUUUUAUAUUGAUUUUGAAUUUGAAACUACUUUUUUCUAGUAUGAAGGGGAAAUUUUUUUUUCAAUUUGAAAUUUAAAAAAAAAACGUAUAAUUUUUUCUGAUUUUUUUCCAUGAAAUCUGUAAUUUUUUCUAGUUACAGUAACUCUUGCAGUUCGAAAAAAUUUUAGAAGACCAAAAACUGCAAAGCUUACAGUAUACUCUAGCUGAAAAAAUCUUACUGUAGCUGAAAAAUUUGUUUCUUUCCGGAAGGAAUUUCUAUUAUUUGCAAUAGUUCGAAAUAAUGCAAAAUUUUUUUAAAAAAUUAGGUAGAUCAAAAAUAAAUUUUUGAUCAAAAUUGUUUUUGAACAUUUUUUCCACUUGGAUUUCUUCUCCCAUCAUCCCAUAAUCAAUCAAUAAUUUUGUUCGUUUUCAGGUUCGAAACAUCACGACACCAAUGGGUCGAAAUCAAAUCGAUUCGCUGGAUCAACUCGAACAUCUCGGAAAAUACGUGGCCUCCUCCUCGAAACCGCCACGUGGAUUGGAUUUUGGUGUGGUGGAGAAGGUGCAAGCCGCGUUGAGAUCAGCGCAAAGAUCGACGAGAUCAGCGGCGAAUUGGGUGAGUUGACCUGGCUAAUCGAAAGAGCAUGGUUGAUAGGAAUCAGAAAAAAAUAGUUCCGAACUUCCUUGCUCGAGAUGUCCCGCGAUGCAGUCAGUUUUUUUUCCAGAAAAAAAAUUCGAGAAAUAUUUCGCAGUGAUAUCUAAAAAGAUGAAAUUUGUAUGAAUAGCUGGAUUAGUACCCAUUUGUAUUCAUCUCCUCUUUUCUCGGUUUUCUCACUUAUUUUUCCAUUUUAUUGAUGAUUAUACUACUAUAUUAGUAUUAUUUUAUUGAGUUCUGGAACAUUUGGAACGCUUUGAAAUUCUAGCUUGAAAAAUAAGAUGGCCUAGAAUUCGAGUUUAGGGUUUCUAGUCCACAUUUUAGUUUUGUGCCAGCUUUGUCAGAUUGGAAUAGCUUUUUUUGGGUUUCUAGGCCAGCUGAAUUUCAGCAGGGACUAGCUUUCAUGUUUCUGAAAGACUAGGCCGUGAAGUUUAGAAAAAUUAUUCAAAAUUCAAAUUUUUGGGGCCUAAAAUUUUUCAAACCACCAUUUCGAGAAUUGAAAAAAAAGUUCACAAAGAUUGCGUCGCGGCACAUCCACCCCCUCCCCCAUAACAAAAAAAAGUUAGCAUAUUCUGACCCUGUCACCAAUUCAGGCACCCGGUUCACCAACAAUCCCACAAAAAAUGCGUAUGAGUCGUAUGCUAGGCAUAACAAUUCCAGCCAAAGAGGUAACCGACCUAAUUUCAGAUUCAGAUUCAGAAUGGAUUUGUCGAAUUUUCGACGCGAAUGUCGUCGAUCAAUGCCAUCGUUGAGAGAUAUUGAUCGAAUGAGACAACCCAAAAUGGAAAAGGUUUCAGCGGAAAAAUAUGAAGAUUUCAGAUUUUUCGUCUAAAAAUAUAUCGAUUCCUCCAACCCCUCUCCACUUAAAAAUAUCGAUUUUCCAGGUUCGAUUUGUAUUGAAUGGCAAGGGACAAUAUUAUCGAACUAUGAUCAGCCCGAUCAAACCGCCAACAAUGGAUCAGUUAUUGGAGGAGAUUAGUGCGAAAUUGGGAUUGGCGAUUUAUCGAUUAUUUACGGAUGAUGGGAGGAGGAUUAUGACUGUGGAUGAGAUUUUGACCAAUAAUUCAUCGACGGUAGGAAAUAGAAUUCAUAGCGCAGAAACAGAAACAUCGAGAUUAGGAAGAUCACGAGUUUCGAGUUGUCCAGCCUAGAAAAGCUGAUUGUCUAGGCCCGGUGCCUUGAGAGCUUUCAUGUCAAGUAGUCAAGCCUACAAACCUAGCUGUCUAGAGAUAUGGCUUAGAUCCUAGUUCUCUGGGCCAAAAAUUGAGCAUCUAAAAUCCCCAUUCCCUCUUAGUCACACCCACAACCCCAAUUUUUCCAGGUGAUAGCUUGUCCUCGAAAUGAACGACCCUUUCUGAACGCGUCUGUCAAGUUGCCCGAAAUUAAACCGAGUAGAUAUGCACCAAGAAUGGCCUAUUCGAAAUUGGGUGAGUUUUAGAAAAGGUUACGGUAGAAGCACUCGUAUGAUCAUAGAUCCAAAUUUUGUACCAAACAAAUUCCCCCGAAAAAAAUAUGUUUCAAAAUUUUUGUAAGUUUUCGAGCAUAAAUAUUAUUUUGUUAUUCAUAGACAAUAAAAGAAUAUCAAUUUUACAGUAGUUUUUAAGGGUUACUGUAGUGUCUUGAUUUUGCAGUUUUCUUUUUUGGAGCACUGUAGUUUUUAAAAAUUGUGGAUACUAUAGAUUAAUUAUACUUUCAAGGUUACUGUAAAUUUUUGAUGGAUUUUUAAGGUUCAGAGUGUACAGUAUCUUUUUUAUUUCAUUUUGUAUACAAAGCGCGCUUUGUAGCUUUAGAUUACUGUAGACCUGCUCUCGAUCAGAUUACUGUAGCUAAAAUAAUGGAUUACUGUAAUAAUUAAGAAUUUUUCAAAACAUUUAGAAUAUUCUUCCUAAUCAACAAUAUUUAACUUUUGUUGGGUCUUGAAGGGAUUACAGUUGGGUUACUGUAACUCUUGGUGAAAAAAUCUAUGAAAUUUUUUAGGUCUCAAAGGGUUACUGUAGGCAACCAAAUUUUCAGCGUUUGAAAAAAAAUGUUAUUUUUCCAAAAAAUUUUGAACGUGAACUUGAUGACGUGGAAAAUCAUUCAAUUCAUUUCUCACCUUUCAUUUUUUUCCCAUUCUAAAUUUUUCCCCUCAAACAAUCUUGUUUUUCAGAUUCGUCUGCUGACACAUCUUCCGCUUCCGCUUCCGCCUCAAUUUCAACCGGUUCCCUAAACGGAAUCGAAAAACGCACACGAGCUCCUCAAAAACCACGCCCACUUCCACGUGUCGCCAAUUUACCAAGCAAAAAACCCGCCGAUUUGCCAGCUGGAGGAGGAUCGAAUUAUUGGACACAUAAAUAUAUUCAGAAUAAUAAUGACGCAAAAAAUAAUAAGAAUAAUAAUUCAGGAGGAAAUCAGAAAAUCAAGGAAGCCACAUCUGGAGUUGUUCGAAAUGCAACCAAAAAUCGAGGAGGAAAAUUGGCAAGAAAAGUGGAAGAAGUCGAUUCGGGAACGGGAAAUUCGAUAAAUAGUAGCUGGCACACUUCAGAAGCAUCGGAAUCUUCGAGAGCUGAAAGUAUGACUGAAAGAAAGGCUCAGAUGAUUCGAGAAGAACAAGAUAUUGAAGAAGAUGCUGAAGAUUCAUAUCAUGGUGGAAUUCAUAGUAGCUCUGGAUCUGAAGUUGAAUCCGAUGAACCUGAUGUUGUGAGAACACCUGAAUCUGCUAUUGAAGUUGAAGAUGAUGAUGAAGAAGAGGAUAUUGUGAAGACACCGGAAUCGGAAUUGCCGAGCAGGAUUCCGACGAGAGAUGAUAGAAGAGAGAGGGAAGAUUUGGAAUCACCGGCUGUGGAGACUCCUGAUGUCGAUGAAGAGAAAUCGAGAAGUGCUACGGCUGAUGGAGGAACUAGAGUGCUACCAACACCAUCGACGGCUCCGAUGUCUGGUAGAAGUAGAACAUCGACUGCGAAUUUGGAGGUAGGCGAAGAUUUGGAGCUCGAGAAUAAUUAGAAAUUAGAAUUUUUGGGAGAGAGGGGUGGCCUAGUUUUACCAGAGGUGCAUUUCUAGGCCACACAAUUUUUGGUGAUUUUUUGAAUUUUGCAAUUUUUCUCAACCUUCAAGCUAGGAUAGUAGAUAAGUACAUUUUCCAAACACAUUUUUACCGUGACCUAGUUUGUGAAAACUCUUCCACAUUUGGAAAACUCGUCUGUUCUUCUUUUUUUCUGAAAUAGUACUAUUUUCAUCUCGAAAAAAUUCCAGACGAAAAAAUUGCACUUUUAUACUAAUCCGAAUACAAUAGAUAAUCUCUUAAAAUAUAACUAUACGAUUUCGAAAAAAUGGGGGGUUUCUGGGAGCCCGGGACUUGGGAACUCGAAUUAGUUUUCAUAAGCCCGAUGAAAAAUUAAAUAUCUAAAUCAUACAAUAACUUUUUUCAGACCCCAUCUCGUGGUCCAACUCCAUCUUCUCAACGAACUUUGUCUAGCCCAGCCAUCCAAACCCCGGAUUCCACUCCAAAAUCUUCAAGAAAAUCAACAGCCAAAAGUGACCGUGAAGAAAUUUUACCAUCGGAUCCAGAAGAUGAUGAAGAUCUCAUUCCAGAUGAGAAAUUCAAAGAUCUAGAAAGAGAAGAAUUGGCGGCGACUAAAAUUCAAGCGGCGUAUCGAGGAUUUCGAGUUCGAAAAAAUAAUCGAGUCAAUUUAUCGCAAAAUAUUCCGGAAGAUGAGCCUGAAGAGACAAAGAUUUUGGACGAGGAAAAUGAUGAAGAGGGAAGUAGUUUGCAUUCUUUGCCACCUGGACAUGUUACGUAUACAAUUGAAGUGAGAUUUGGACAUCGAUUUGGAGCGGAAACUGAAGCCAAUUUGUAUAUUAUUAUUAAUGGUGAUGAUGCAAAGAGCAAUCGGAUAUUGUUGAAUAAGAAUGUGAGUUGGAGAAUUGGGCGGGGUGUGCUAGAGGCAGGGGUUACUGAAAUUUGAAGUCUUGUACCAUUAGAAUCUUGGGAUUAUCAUCUGUGCAAUUAUUAAUAUUUUGAAACAGUAAAAAUAUUUUUCAGAAAAUUUAUGAAUUUUCAAAACACCAAUUCUGGAAAGUUAAAUUCUUCUCCUUCAAAAAAAAACCCCAUUUUCAUUAACAGGUUGAUUGGCUGACAACUCCGCAAAACGAAGAUUCGCGAGUUCCAUCCGCCCGUUUCCACGUGGAUUGUCCGAAUCUCGGAACUUUGAAUAAAAUCACAAUUGGACACGAUCGAUUUGGAUAUAAUGCUGGAACACAUAUUGAAGAAGUUAUCAUAACUGAAAAUAAAGUUGAUGGACGACAAUAUUUGUUUUAUCUGAACAAAUGGUUGGAUGGUGGACAAGUUGAUGGAAAAAUUGAAAGAAGCGCGUUUUUGGCCACGUUUGCUUAUUUGAUGAGUUCACCGAUUAAGACGAAUGCGGUUACGUGUGAGUUUGGAAAUUUGAAAACAACUAGAUUUUUAAAACGAACAUUUAGGUUCCAGAAUUUUAAAUCCACUUUGUUCCAGACUCAAAACUUUUCUAAUUUUUAUUCUCCUAAAUUUGAAUUUUUGCAGUAGGCCGAUUCGAGUUUAUGUUUCACACGCGAAAAGACGAACUUGGUGGAACUACCUCAAAUAUUCGAUUAAUUGGAGUCGGCGAUUUGGGAACAACAACACAUUUGGUUCAAAACGAUAAAGUUUUUCGAGAAUAUCAACACAAUCCAUUGAUUCAAUUGGAUUUUGGUAGAAAAAAUUGGACAAUUGUUGAAAAUUCGAAUUGAAAUUGAUGGAGAUGGAGAUCGACCGAAUUAUUAUAUUGAAUUUGUUGAGAUUAAGGAUUUGGAUACCGAUGAGAGAUGUGUUGCACCGUGAGUUUUCGAGGGGGAAAUUUGGCCGAGUAUUCUGGUUGGGUAGAGCAAGAGCUUCGAAAUGAAUGAUUUGAAUUUGACUGCGUACUUGACUAAGUAUCUAAUGUAUUUUAUGAAGCAAAGCUAAAUUUUAAAUUUUUCUUACUGAUUUGUGAGGCUACUCUUGGAUAGAUAGUUCACAAGCUCAAGAAGUUUUAGCUGCGUACAUAAUUGUUGGCUGAGAAGGAAUGCUUCCCAAAGUGACCCCACCGAUUUGGAUGAGACUGGGUGGAAACUUCUUAGUAUUGGCGGGUAUGAAAAACCCUAGGGGAUUUUUCCAACAAAAAUUUAUUUCCUGACUUAGGGCUAAGUUCGAGAUUUUUUGACUCAAAAAAGCAUGUUUCAACUUCAAAAAUUCAUAAUUGAGUUCAUUUUCAAGUAAAUGACUCGACUAAAAACCAAAAUGUAGCUAAAACACUGUAGUUUUCGAAAAAAAACAGACCUGAACACGAAAAAAUUUUUGAAAAUUAAAAAAUGGGGUCACAAGGAGAAUCAAUUUUUUGCCUCAUCACGUACUUGAUGAAAGGAGGCAAGUACGUGAGUUCUAGUUGCGAUUUUCGAACUCUACGCGCAAAAUUAGGUCUAGGGACCCAUUUUCAGAAAAAUUGACCGUUCUAUAUUAACAUAUCGUAUUUUUAUGUCUCAUUUCAAGAUGAAAAUCCGGCAAAAAAGUGAAUUUUUUUGAGUGUAACCCAUACAUUAAAUAGGUCCCCCGAGUCAGUUUUCAAAGUUAGGGUCCCUCCUUGAAAAUGUUCCAAAGUUAAACACCUUCCUCACAUUUUGAGCGAAUUUUGGACAAAUCUGGGAAUUUUCAGAAGAAAAUUGGCCAAGUUAGGCACCCUUCCCUUCAGAUUUUUGAAAAAAAGUUAAGCCCCUCACCCCGAUUCUGGGGACCCAUUUUAUGUAUGAGUGUAACUGUUCAUGGCCGAGUGGUUAGCAUGCAUGGUUACCAAGAAAUCGGUCGUAGGUUCAAUCCCCAUGCUGACAUAUUUUUUUUUCAAAGCUACAUCAAAGUCUAACUUAUAUUUAUCUGAAAUUGAUUUGUUUCGGCUCAAUUAUUAGCAAAAAGUGAAACCUUUGAAAAAGAAAAAAAUCCUCAAAGCGCAAAUGCUUGACGGAACGUUAGGUGAGGUUUGACUUCAUGUCAGACUGACCCUCAAGGCAUGUCUCCUCGAAAGACACACUCUCAAGGCGUGGCUCUUUGACAAACCGACCCUCGAGGCGUGGCACUUUGAAAGACAUGCUUUCAAGGCGUGGCUCCUUGAAAGUCCUCUGUCAAGGAAAGUAAUGUUUGUUUUGUCAAGAACUUUGACAUUUUUACUGUCAAGGAACCGCUCCUCAAGCGAUUUUUCGCAAAAUGUCGGUUUGUCAAGGAGCCACGCCUUGAGGGUCAGCUUGUCAAGAAGCCACGCCUUGAGAGCGUGUCUUCCAAGGAUUCACGUCUUGGCUCAACUUGUCCAGAAGCAACGCUUUAAGAGCGUAUAUUUCAAGGAGUCACGCCUUGAGGAUCACUUUGUCAAGGUGCAACGCGUUGAAAACGUAUAUCCUCAAGGAGCCACGCCUUGAGAGUGUGUCUUUCGAGGAGCCAUGCCUUGAGGGUCAGUCUGACAUGAAGUCAAACCUCACCUAACGUUCCGUCAAGCAUUUGCGCUUUGAGGAUUUUUUCUUCUUCAAAGGUUUCACUUUUUGCUAAUAAUUGAGCCGAAACAAAUCAAUUUCAGAUAAAUAUAAGUUAGACUUUGAUGUAGCUUUGAAAAAAAAUGUCAGCAUGGGGAUUGAACCUACGACCGAUUUCUUGGUAACCAUGCAUGCUAACCACUCGGCCAUGAACAGUUACACUCAAAAAAUUCACUUUUUUGCCGGAUUUUCAUCUUGAAAUGAGACAUAAAAAUACGAUAUGUUAAUAUAGAACGGUCAAUUUUUCUGAAAAUGGGUCCCUAGACCUAAUUUUGCGCGUAGAGUUCGAAAAUCGCAACUAGAACUCACGUACUUGCCUCCUUUCAUCAAGUACGUGAUGAGGCAAAAAAUUGAUUCUCCUUGUGACCCCAUUUUUUAAUUUUCAAAAAUUUUUUCGUGUUCAGGUCUAUUUUUUUCGAAAACUACAGUGUUUUAGCUACAUUUUGGUUUUUUAGUCGAGUCAUUUACUUGAAAAUGAACUCAAUUAUGAAUUUUUGAAGUUGAAACAUGCUUUUUGAGUCAAAAAAUCUCGAACUUAGCCUAAGUCAGGAAAUAAAUUUUUGUUGGAAAAAUCCCCCUAGGGUUUUUCAUACCCGCCAAUACUAAGAAGUUUCCACCCAGUCUCAUCCAAAUCGGUGGGGUCACUUUGGGAAGCAUUCCUUCUGAGUAUCUGAUAAGCAUCCCCAAAAUUCCCAUUUUUUCAGAAUCGGUAAAUGGCUUCUCAUCGAAGGCGACAAUCAAAAUAAAAAAUAUCAGCCAUUCCGCGAAUUUCCAUUCUUUCGCAAAUCAAUUUUGCCACUUCGCGCUGCUAUUUUCGAGGGAAAAAUCACGAUUGGUGACACGAGUUUGUGUUCGGAAAAACGACCGAUUAUUGAUAUGCAAUUUUUGGGAAUCGAUGGAAGGAAAUCGGGGAAAUUCCCCGCGGUUCCAGUCAAAUUGACCAAUGGAAAAAUUGUGAGUUUUUUAAGCUACUGUGAUUUGUGGCGCGAGCAUUUUUGAAUUUUUUGAACUUCUAAGAGUACUGUAGUUUCAAAAAAAUUUGAGUACUGUAAAUUUUCUAGAUUUUUUAUCGGUUAUACUGUAACAUGAAUUUGGCUAGAGUAACUCGUGUAAAAGUUUUGAAAACAAAUUUUUUAGAAUAUAGUAAAACCUCGAAUUUAAAAUUUUAAACCACCGUGAUCCCCCAAAAUGUAACCAAAAAACCCGUUUUUGCAGGGUUACUCAUUCCGUGUUGAAAUGAUAUGGCAAGCAAAUAUCAUUCAAGUCUUCCUUUUUCCCUCGUCUAACUCAAUUCGGAAAAGAUGUUCUCCUUGGUCUCAAUAUUCUCCAACAAAUUUAUGAUCAAAAUGAAGUGUCGCAAAUUUCGGUUGGAAAUGAUUUAUUUAUUAAAGAAGUUGUGGUGCGCGAGACAAAUCAUUCGCCAUAUCGACAACAUUUUCGAACUUCUUGGGCAAGGAUUUUAGAGGAUUUGGAACAAGAAGAGAGAAAUGAUAUGGAAGAAGAAGAAGUUAUGGAGGAAGAAAAGAAAAAGGAGGAUGAAGUGAAAGAGACUUAUAUCAAGACAUUGACCUGUACUAGUGAGUUUGGGAACCUAUUUGGGUGCUUUUUCAAUUUGGAAAAAGAAACAUGAAAUUUGUACGUUUCAAAAUUUUGAGAAAAUUGAAUUGUUUUUCAAAGUUUGAUACUUUCAUUGUAAAUGCUUCAACAAUUUUAUAAAAUGCAAAUUUUCACCAAUAUUCAAUAAGUUUUUCAACUACAACAUUCAGUCAAAUUUUUAUAAAGAUUCAGCUCAAAAUAGAAUAGAAAAAUUAUAGUCAGAAUAGGUAAAAUAUCCAGAAUUUUUACGUUUCAAAAAUUUCGCAAAUUUUAAAUUAUUUUCCAAAAUUCAUUUGAUAUUUUUCAAAUGUUCCUCAAUUUUUCUAGGCAUCGAAGGUCUUCCAACAACCAAAAAACUGACAAAAGAAGACAAAGAAUCUGAACCAACUCAUAUGCAUUUUGUGCUUUUUAUGUCAAUCGCAGAACCCGACAAUUUUUCGAUGCCAAAAAUCGAAAUUCUACCAAAAAAUGGUGAUAUUUAUGAAAUGAUUCCAAUAAAUGAAGAUGGACCCGAAAAUGCACAAAUUGGAUAUGAAUUAGAAUUGGAGAAAAAUAUUGGAUUAAUUGAGAGAAUUCGAAUUCGAUUGGAAGAAUUGGAAGCGGGAAAAACGACAUUUAUCAAUAAAAUGAGAUUGGUUGAAAUGGAAACUGGAACCGAAGUUCGAUUUUCGCUUUUUUCGGAAGUGAGAGAAUUUGAAGUUGUUGAAAUGAUGUGUGUUUAUCCGGAUAUUGCACCAAAAUAUAGUUAGUUUAUUUCGGGAAGCGGGUGGAGGGUCAAAUUGUUCUGAAACCAACAAUUUUAUAAAAAUUUUAAAAAAGUUUCAAAACGUUUUCCAUUUUUUAAAUUUCGAAGUUGUUUUCAAAAAUGUGUUUUAGGAGGUAUAGAAUUUUUUUUCAUGAAAAUUAAAAAAAUAAAUUUUAGUGAUACAGUAUCAGAAUUCCCAGAUAGGUUUUCCUAACCUUUUUCAUCAUUUACUGUAAUUUUUUAAAAAGGGGUUCUAUUGAACUCUCUUAGAUAUUUUUGAAAAAAAAACAGAUCUUGUUUUUUUCCUGCAAAUUUUACGUUUCAACAUUUUCAUGAAAUCUUGAAUUUUUUUAAAUUUGAUUAGACUUUCGUCUUAUAGCUUAUCCUAAAAAAUUCGAAAUUCUCAAAAACUUUAUUAGGGUAUUUAUUAAUUUUCCAGAAUUUAUCAACAAAAAAUCAAUAAAAUCACAAAAAAUGUUAGAACUUAAAAUUAGUAUCGAUCCAGCGAAGUUUAAAAUUUUUUCCUUCGCAAUUGAUUUUUUAAAAGUUUUUUAUUGAUAUCAGGUUUUUGAGAAAUUGUUCGUCCUAUUCAAAUUGAUUUUUCACAGCUUUUCGAAGAUUUGAUCCUUCUUUUUUUCCGAAGAUAUAAUUUUUUUCCUAACUUUUUGCAAUCAGUGGGAUAUCUGCAAAAUUGUAUGUGAGAUUAUUUGAAUCUCAGUUGAACUUCCAUGGGAGCAGUCAAUGAUGUUAUGUUCACCCGAGCAAGCAGCGCAACGUGGACGCCAUUCGUCGUCGAUCGACACUUGAUCCCAUUUCAACUUCAUGUAGGUGUGGUUACUAGGGGCUCUUCACUACUUGGUGAUCCUAUGACCCUCAAACUUGGCGCUCGGUGGUCCUUGCCGCUAGCCAACAAGGUGUAACAUCUUAUCCCUUUCAGUAUCUGCCUCAUUAGUCACCUUUUAGUGCAAUUUUAUUUGAGACACAAUGUUGUGUGGCCAAUCGAAUUGCAGUUGGGUUACGGCAUUUGUGUUUCGAUAAAUCCUUCGCAUUGGUCAAAUUGACAAAAAUAAUAAUGUUGUAAAGUGCAACGUUUGUCUUUUGGUGGAAAGUUGUCAUAUUUGAAAGCCGUGUGACAGUCAAUGAUCACAAAUUAUGCACACUAGUUUCCGAAUAAGCAGUUCGCCAUUUGCCAGUGUGUAUUUGGAUAAUUUUGAUCAGGUUUCUUCGCAUUUUCUGUAUCAGUUUGGAAGUGGUGUUUGGUUUCCUGGAUUGUUUGUGACUUCGUUCGUAGUUUCCUCCAUCUGAAGUUUCCAAAACUCCAGAAUUUCAUUUGCUGACGCCACCGCCUGUUCUCCAUCUCCAAGAAUUUUUGAUGCAUCUUGAAUGCCUUUUUUCAUCGUUCCCAUAUCCGCUGCUGCAACAUUUCGCAUUUUGUCGACUUCUUCGACAAAACCUCCAAUUGCAAUCCCAAGAUGAGCAUUCUUUUUGUCCAAGGAUUUCUACUUUCUGCCAAUUGAUUGGUUAACUGGUUUCAUGCACUGGUUCAAUGUCGGUUUGGGCGGUCCCUUGUGGUUUGGUUGUUCUGGAAUUGGGAGCGUCCUUCAAAUAUCGAAGAUAUUGGAUUUUAUUAAAAAUGAAGUUAGUGUGUGUUUGCGUGAAACGUAGACAUUUUUAAUACAAACAGAAUCCAGAUUUCUGUUUAACUCCCAUUUGAUCGAGUUUCCAAUGUUUUUUUCUGUGUUGCUGUGUUGAGGGGUAAUGGUCUCAAUUGAAAAAUUGAUUCGAAGUUCCGCGGCAUCCAGAAUGACUUGUUUUGACAACACAACUUUGAUCAAAGCGUUUUCAAGCUUUUUGUAUCCUUAUAUAAAUCUCGAUUGAACUUCCAUGGGAGAAAACUUCCUCUGUUUGAAUGAUCUGUUCAGUUUUGAUUUGCUUUCCUACUCUGUCGUUGCUUCAUCUGGAUCAGGUCUUUCUGCAAAUAAGCUGUGCUGGGUCUCCGACUAAGGUGCAGGCGAAGGUGAUGGCGAAGGUGCGACUAAGGUGAACUUAGCUGAGGGAAACAUUAUCAACUUUUUAAUCAACAUAUCCCUUCGCAUCGUUGUUGGUCACAGCAGUUACUAUCUCUUCACUACUUUGUGAUCCCUCAACCCUUUACUACUAAACCCAAAACUAAUUUGAUUCCGGACGGUGGUCCUUGCUGCUAGCUUACAAUGGGCGCUCGAUAAUCUGACCAUAUAAUCCACGCGCUCCUGCGCUGCUCCUUUGGGCGGAGCUUCCUGGGUGGAGCAAUCUCUUGAGAUUGGUCCACCACAGCUGUUGACAAGAUCUUCGAGGUGUAUUCGUUAUCAUAAACUUCCCUUCAAAACAUUUCUUCAAUGUUUUGACUUUCAUCAAAUCUCCAUUGUCAAUUUUCAUUCUUCCAUGAUUUCAAAGCUUUGAGAAAAUCACGCUCAAACAUCACUUACGCCUUUUCCGUGUCGGUUUUUUGGGAGAUUCAUUUGAUAUUUCGAACUUGCUUACUUCUAUCUCACCCCAUCGUUGGAUUUGUUGGCAUCACGACCUGUUAAAAUUGUUCGAUACCUCUAUCUGUGAGGUUCACAAUUACGGGAAUUCGACUUGCGAUGCAUUUUCCAAUAUGAACUUGCAACUUUCACCGUUCAUCCUAAGCGUUUGCCAAUUCUUCUAUUGGGGUAUUCGUUAUCAUGAACUUUCAGUCAUUUCCUGUUUCUAAUAUAAUAAACAGGCAUUGUUUCUUUCCAGAUUGAACAUUAAUUUUGGGCAUCUAUGUAUCUUGCCAACUCACUAAAGAUGUUCACAAACUCGACGAUGUUGUUUUCUUUGUGAUUUUAAUUAACCCCAAGAAUGAGAUUGUGACAUCUGUAAGAAAAAUUGAAUGAAUGUUUUAAACAAAAAUUAAAAUUUGAAAAAAAAAACGAAAAUAAAAAUCUCCAGGACGGAGAGCUUGGAUUGUUCACACUAUCAGAUUUGAAUUUGAUUUUAUUCGGAACCGAUAAAAAUCAGAUUUUCCAAUGCCAAACAAAACGAUUUCAAUUUAUUUUUAUCAAAUUUGAAAUUUUUCGGAAUAAUACUAAAGUUAAGAAUUUCUCUCAACAUUUUUUAAUUCUAAAAAAUUCUAAAAAUGUUUCCAAAAAUUGAUAUAACUUUUAAAUGAAAUUUAUUUUUGAAGCCUCAAAAUUGUUCACUGAAAAUCAAUAAGGAAAUUUUUUGAACCAACAUUUUUUGGUCUAUUUUUUUCUCAAAAUUCAACUUAUAUACUUCAUACGGUUUGCACAUAUUCAUUUUGAUAUACAUUUUAAAUUCUGAGAAAUUCUCAGAUUUUCACACACAAGCUUCAGUUUCAUUGAUAUACUUUGGAAUUUUCAAAAAAAAAAAAGUGGAGAAUACACGAGAAAAAGAGAAAAUAUUUUCAAAAAAAUAUUACAAACUGAUCGGGAAAGAAGAAAAUUUUUUUUUUUUGAAAAAAGUUGGAUAAAAAAAUCGUUAUGGGGUGAUUCAUACGAAAAAAUUUACAAAAAAAGUUUCGUCAAUUUUUUCGUAUGAAUCACCCCAUAAAAAAUCUGACAAUUUUUGAAACAAAAACUGAAAUUUUUAGAAUUAUAAAAAUAAUUCUAAUUCUAAAUUCUCAAAAAAAAAUAAUAAGCAAAAAAAGUUGCAUAAGGAUCUAAUCUAACAGAUGUGCUAAUGUUUAUAACAAAAAAGUUUGGUUUUUUGGAUUCAACAUCUGGUGUUCGAAGUGCACUUCGAGUAACUUGAUAUCCGUGAUACUUAUUAGUUAUAUAUUUUGAGUUUGAAAAUUUGAAAAUAAAGAGUAAUUUCUUAAAAUAAAAUUUCGGAUAUCUCUGGAAGAAAACGUGUUUGUAAACAAUAAAAAAUUCACAAAUAUCAGUUUGUUUCUAAAAAUUUUGAAACCUAUUUUUCACGGAAUUUUUAUAGGGAAAACAUUGGUUAAAUCGGAAAAACUACUCGGCCUAAAAAUUUCAGAAAUCAAUACAGAAAUAGGGAAUUUCCAAAAUUGGCCUAAAAAUUUGAAAAUAAAAUAUAAGUAAAGCCCAAACAUUUUCGAAUGAAAAAAAGACAAGACUGAAUAGUUUUUGCGCAACACCUGGCAUUGGUGAAAGAGAUAGAAUGAAUGAAUAGAAAAGAAAAAGAAAGAAAAUAAAUGUAAACACAAAGAAAAAGUGCACUUUUUGGUGACUAAUUAGACGCCAAGAGUUUUUGAAUUUGGCGCCAAAAUUUUGAAAUAGAGGAUUCUGAUUUAGUGAGAGAAUUGAAAAGAUUUCAAUGUUAGAAUUUUUUGGAACGUAUUUUGUUCAGGAAUAAUUUUCAGCUGAAUUCAGGCUUAUCAAAAACGUUGUGUUCUAGCCCUAGGCUUUUUAAGGCUUAGGCUUAUCCUAAAAUUAAGGCUUGUGCCAGUUCUCAGACUCAAGAUUUUCCAAUUUUUUUUAAACUUUUGCCUAAAUUAUUAUCUUAAAAUUAAUUUUUCUGGUAAUUUUCAAUCAAUUUCUUCUGUCUAAAGUCCCCUAAAUAUUUCCAGGUAUAAUCUACUGUAUUCAAAUCACAACAAUCAAAUCCAAAGGCUCAUUUCGUCCAUAUAUUUCAAUAAGUGGAGCUGACGGAGACACUGGAUAUCGAGCAUAUCCGGGAUUAACCGAAUUCCCCGAAGAUACGGUAUGCACCUUUGAAAAUACUCUUGAGAAAAAAAUCAAUUGCAGAAUCUUCAAAUGGAAAUCGAGGCACUUCGAUUGGGUUCGUUGAAAAAUUUGCGAGUUUAUGCCAAAAAUUGUGGAGGAGGAGCGGGAAAAAUGAGCUGGAAAUUUUCGAUCAAAAUUGCGUAUCAUGAUAAUGGAGACACUUGUUAUUAUACAACUGAUGUUUUGUGAGUUUUUUGGGGAUUUCUGGAGGUUUUGGGAGCUUGGAAUUUGAAAUUUUGAAUUUUCAGUAAUUUUUGAAAAUUUAGUUUAGAAUUUCCAUAUUUCAGACAUUUUUUGAGCAGAAAAUCAUCUGAAAUUCUCUCAAUAUUUCAGAAAUCUCAAAAAAGCGGAUCAAGAAAUCUCGACAGAUUUAUCGAUUUCAGAUGGUGCAGAUUAUAUUGAACUAUGA
This is a messenger RNA of Caenorhabditis angaria, 15766 nucleotides long. The record is from the annotation of a GenBank genome assembly. Lineage: Eukaryota; Metazoa; Nematoda; Chromadorea; Rhabditida; Rhabditidae.